This is a messenger RNA of Clonostachys byssicola, 1710 nucleotides long. NCBI's taxonomy places the organism in Eukaryota, Fungi, Ascomycota, Sordariomycetes, Hypocreales, Bionectriaceae. The record is from the annotation of a GenBank genome assembly.
AUGGACCAGCCCAGACACUCCAACCAUCACCGGCGGCGGGGAUUCCGCGGCAAGAACAAUACACGACCUCGGAGAGCUCGCACUGAUGAGAGCCGUACGGAUGCUGCUUCGUCGCAAACUACCGCAGCUGCGCCUCGUCAGGCCCAGCAAGAGGAAGAUACUGUGAUGACUGGCGCAACACCGGAAGUCACGGUGCCCUUGGAUGAUGCCAAGUUUUCUGACCUCAAAGGAUCCAACCUUGUUCAUCCUACCUUGAUUGAGACCAUUACAAAUGAUCUCAACUUCUCUCAUAUGACGCCUGUUCAGGCUGCCACACUUCACGAUUUGCUUCCCCCAAGCCGCAGUGACUGUCUGGUUCAGGCAAAGACAGGAACUGGAAAGACCCUUGCAUUCCUACUUCCGGCGUUGCAGACACUCAUCACGAAUCAUCGCAACCAGGCUGAGCGAGGCUCCCCCGCUGUGUCUUUGCUGGUCAUCUCCCCGACUCGAGAGCUUGCAAUGCAAAUUGCAACGGAGGCUACGAAUCUUCUCCAGCGGUUUUCUAACUUCCAUGUUCGUCUUGCUAUUGGAGGCACGAACAAGGAUCAGGAAGAGAGACGGAUCCUUCAAAGCUGUAAUGUGCUUGUUGCCACUCCUGGUCGUCUCCUUGAUCACAUGGCCAAUGAGGAUGUUUUGUACACGUUCCGCAGUCUCGAAACCCUCGUCCUCGACGAGGCUGAUAGACUACUCGACAUGGGAUUCUCCAAGGCUCUGAGGGAGAUUGUCAGCAAGCUUCCUAACAAGAAGGAGGUGAACAGACAGGGCAUGCUGUUUUCAGCUACAAUCGCCCAGCAUGUCCACCAAGCUGCCGAUCUUGUUCUUUCACCCGGGUACAAGUUCAUUUCAACCGUCCCUGCGGGCGAGGCCAACACACAUCAGCGUGUUCCGCAACUUCUCAUCAAGGUCGACAAGUUCAGCAGCGUUGGCGCGGCUGUGGUUGGUUGCAUUCGUGAAGAAGCCAAGCAACACCAAGACUUCAAAGUCAUCAUCUUUGCUCCCACUGCUCAUUUGGCGGACUUUUAUGGACACAUUGUCUCUCAAUUGUCCGAUAUGCCACCCGUCUCCAUUCUCCAUAGCCGGAUUUCUCAGAGCAGGCGCACCAAGACCACAAAUGAGUACCGUGAUGCGAAGUCAGCCAUCCUGGUCGCCACGGAUGUUAUCGCACGAGGCAUGGAUUUCCCGGGUGUCACUACUGUCGUCCAAGUCGGCAUUCCUUCCGACAAGGAGAGUUACAUUCAUCGUUUGGGCCGUACAGCACGCGCUGGAGCGGAAGGCCGAGGAAUAUUCAUCGUCACUGAGGCAGAGUCGUGGUUCCCAAGAUGGACACUGAAGGAGAUUACGUUUAUCCCACACCCUGCUGAUGUGUCUGCAUUGGCAGAAGUUGAAGCAAUUGCUACGGUCAUGGAUGAAACCGACAGAGCCAGGAUUUAUCAGGCAUGGUUAGGAUAUUACAAGAACCACCUCAAGGGCUUCAAAUGGACCAAUGAGGAGCUGGUGGCUCAGGGCAAUACGUUUGCCCAUGAAGGUCUGGCAUGCCCUGAGACGCCGCCCAUUGCGAAGUCAACAGUUGGGAAAAUGGGUCUGAAAGGUACUCGAGGUUUGGUUGUUGUCCCGGACCCCCCGAGGGCUCGAAGUGGUAGGGCAACGCGAGGACGGGGUAAUCGUUCUUGA